Amblyraja radiata (thorny skate) is the source of this 1138-nucleotide messenger RNA. It is a transcript of the gene myog, whose product is annotated as myogenin. The record is from RefSeq and is a predicted model, not a curated record. The transcript has 3 exons. Lineage: Eukaryota; Metazoa; Chordata; Chondrichthyes; Rajiformes; Rajidae. Gene Ontology annotation, biological process: positive regulation of myoblast differentiation; muscle organ development; positive regulation of skeletal muscle fiber development. Bases 94 to 843 code for a protein of 249 amino acids. Gene Ontology annotation, molecular function: RNA polymerase II cis-regulatory region sequence-specific DNA binding; protein dimerization activity; DNA-binding transcription factor activity, RNA polymerase II-specific.
GCGGAGACUUUAAAUGCCUCCUAACAGUUGGCGUUGCCAUACUCUUGUGCAGUUGGUGCUUGAGAUAACUCCAGAGUUUCAACAGAGUUGACAAUGGAGCUGUUUGAAACCAAUCCUUUCUAUUUCACAGACCAGCGUUUCUUCGACAACGAGAAUCUCUUCCCUUCGCGCCUGCAGGGCUUUGACCAGCCCGUGUUUGACCAGCGCCUGGGGACGGGUCUGAGCGCCGAUGGCAUGUCGCUGGAAGGCGGCGUGGAUGAGCACGUGUACCCGGUGUCGGAGCUGCAACAGCAACACCGGCAACUGCAGCAGCAACCGCACGACUGUCACGGUCAGUGCCUGCUGUGGGCGUGCAAGACCUGCAAGAGGAAAUCCGUGACCCUGGACAGGAGAAAAGCGGCCACCCUAAGAGAGAAGAGGAGAUUGAAGAAGGUCAACGAGGCGUUCGAGGCUUUGAAGCGAAGUACUUUGCUGAAUCCCAACCAGAGACUGCCCAAAGUGGAAAUCCUUCGCAGCGCCAUUCAGUACAUCGAGAGACUCCAGGUGCUGCUCGGCACUUUGAACCAACAGGAGAAGUUGCAUUACAGUGGCAGCAGCAACACGCGUCAAGGGGUGGGCGUAGCCAGUAAAUGUGGAUCAAGCAGCGCCUCCUGCAGUCCCGAGUGGAGCAGUUCCUCCGAUCAAUGCAACACUCCGUACAAUCCUCCCAGCGAUCACUUACUACCUGUGAAUAAGGGCCAGUCCACUGGAAGUGCCAGCUUACGCUCUCUCACCUCUAUAGUGGACAACAUUACACCAGAACAUUCACCAAGCAGCUAUUUGGAGAGUAACACCAUCAACUGACUGACAGUUGAUGUUCUUUUUAUAAUUGGAAGCCUUUUUUAUUUUUAUACACUUUGGUGUGUGUUGUGCAUAAGGUUGUUUAAUUAGAAAAAAAAAUCAUUCCUAAUUCUUAAAACUGUUUAAAAUGGCCAAUGCUUUGUUUUUAUACACCUUUAUGACCAAUGUGUGUUUUUGCAACUAAAGUCCAAAUGUAAAUAUAAAUCCGUACUGUUCAUUUUUUGAGUGAGUUUGUUAUUUUGAUUUUUUUUUUGCUAAAUUAUUCUGCUUUUUACAAUAAAGUUAAUAUAAAAUAAAU